Liolophura sinensis is the source of this 1466-nucleotide messenger RNA. RefSeq names its product minor histocompatibility antigen H13-like. The transcript has 11 exons. Lineage: Eukaryota; Metazoa; Mollusca; Polyplacophora; Chitonida; Chitonidae. Gene Ontology annotation, biological process: membrane protein proteolysis. Gene Ontology annotation, cellular component: lumenal side of endoplasmic reticulum membrane; cytoplasmic side of endoplasmic reticulum membrane; membrane. The record is from RefSeq and is a predicted model, not a curated record. Bases 1 to 1122 code for a protein of 373 amino acids. Gene Ontology annotation, molecular function: aspartic endopeptidase activity, intramembrane cleaving.
AUGGCAGAAUCGACAGCAGAAUCUCCAGUCGUUGUAAACGCGACUUUGAACGAAACUCAGGCCAAUGUUACGACUAAGAUUCCGGCCACUCCUGAGGGGAUGGCUGUGGCUUACAGCAGUCUCGUCAUCAUGGCCCUACUCCCCAUCUUUUACGGAUCAUUUCGCUCCGUGAGACACCACAAAGAGCAGAAGGAAUCCGGAGAGCAGCCCGAGACGAUGUCCAGUAAAGAUGCGGCCAUGUUCCCCAUCAUUGCCAGUUGUACGCUUUUUGGGCUUUAUGUCUUCUUCCAGAUAUUCUCCAAGGAGUAUAUCAACUUACUGUUGGCAGUGUAUUUCUUCUUCCUAGGAGUACUAGCUCUAGCUCAUAUUACCAGCCCAAUAGUGAGUCGCAUCAUACCAUCAGCAUUUCCUAACCUAGAAUAUCACUUGAUCUUCACUCAGGGGAAGGGAGAGAAGAAAGAAGAGCUGAUGAAUUACGAGUUUGACAGAAAGGAUCUAGUGUGCCUGGCCAUGUGUUCUGUUGUUGGAGGCUGGUACCUUUAUAAGAAGCACUGGAUUGCUAACAAUCUAUUUGGACUGGCCUUUGCUGUGAAUGGAAUUGAGCUGUUGUCAUUGAACCGUGUCAGCACAGGCUGUAUACUGCUGGGUGGUCUCUUCAUCUACGAUAUAUUUUGGGUGUUCGGGACUAAUGUAAUGGUCACAGUAGCUAAGUCAUUUGAGGCACCUAUCAAAUUGGUCUUCCCUCAAGAUCUGCUGGAGAAGGGACUAGGGGCAGACAACUUUGCCAUGCUAGGUCUGGGAGAUAUAGUGAUUCCUGGAAUCUUCAUUGCUCUACUCCUUAGGUUUGAUGUCAGCUUAAAGAAGAACUCCAAAACAUAUUUCUACGCCAGUUUCCUUGCCUACUUCCUUGGUCUUGUGGCCACAAUCUUUGUCAUGCACUACUUCAAGCAUGCCCAGCCUGCCUUGUUGUACCUCGUGCCAGCAUGCAUAGGUGUGCCGCUGUUUGUAGCACUAGUGAGAGGGGAACUUAAAGAAAUGUUCGGGUACGAGGAUAAUCCGGAGAAACUGGAAGUAGCAGGGGGAGACAACUCAGAUUCCAAAGCGGAUAAGAAGAAGGAUUGACACUGACCAGAACUAUGACUAGAUGAAUUCUUGUUGAACAUGUGUAAUGCUGAUGUUGAAGUGUAUUGAUAUUGUUAAUGCUGAUUGAAGUCUAAAUAAAUGUUCAGUCAUUGUGGGGAUUUUAUAAGAACAGGUGUAAUUUCUAUUUUAGAAAACAUUUUAUUGAACAGGACUGUCUCAAAAGUAAGUUAAGUUCUGCUUCAGUUGAGUCUGUGACAGUCAUCAAGAAUAACCAGGAAAAUAUUGUUAUAUCUUAUAAUGCUAUAAUGUUCAUGUGAACAUGUUUUCCCCUCAUAACAUUUUUUAUUGGGAGGCUAAAAUUAUGAGGUUUAUCUUCACCUUUC